GCCCCACUACGAUGACACCCUUGCAGCUCAGGUGUAUCACCGUUGGAGGAUGACAGCAUAACCUGGAAGUUGAAGUUACAGGCCUGACUUCUGUUCGGUCAGACUUUGAACUGCGCUGCGCCAGUGUCGAGCAGCGUGGCGCCACCAAUGAGUUAGUAUGAAAACAUGUUGCCUUGCCGGUAGCAUAUCUGCUCCUAAGCGUGUUGCAGAGAGGGAAUUGUGAAAAUGAGCGCCAAUGAGAAUGAGAAUGCUCCUCCCGUCGAGGGGCAGGACUCCAGCGCGUCGGUCCAGAAGAUCCAGACGCUGCUCAGCGCAAGGGACGACACUUCUCGCUUCGUCGGAUUGGCAUUGCUCAAGUCGGUUCUGGACAACACUCCCGAGCUGAGGAGCAACGAAGAUGCCAUCGCCGCGCUCUGGGAGAGCAUCCCGCCCAAGUUUCUGGAUCGGUUGAUGCGAACCGGGUCCAAGCAACAGAAGGCACCGGAUGCACCACGUAAGGACGCCAACGACAUGCUGGACAUCGCUGUGUCGAUUCUCCAUACAUUCGCCGCAUUGCUUCCGGAGAAUGCGCGGCAGAACCCCCGACUACUCCAACGCAUCCCGCUGCUGGUGGCCUCUCUUCUACACUGUUCCAACGACACCACGCGAUUGGCACUAGAGACGCUGGUGAGCCUAGUGAGCCAUCCAGACGGCGCCCAAGCUUUCACAGCCAUUGACGACAUCAGCCCCCUGACCGAGGUGGCGUCCUCGCAACCUCUUGUGCUCGACACUCUGCUGUAUGCGUGGCUUAAUGCCACAGCAGCCGGGGCGGACAAAACCAAACUGAGAUCCAAGAUGGACGCCACCAUCGGCAGUCUUGUCUCUUCUUUCAAGGGCACCGAUGCCGUCACGCUGCUGGCCUUCCUCGGGAGCUUGCUUCCCCGUUUGGAGCCGGAGGUUUUGCCGUCCAACCCCAAAUGGCUACCAUCACUAGCCCAGUUCAUUAGUGAUCUCGUAGCCCGCCGUCCCACGGCUGCUGGCCGAGCCGCCUUCACCAACGUCUGCGCUGCCCUGCUCGAGGCCUACCCCUCUCCGGCGCCCCAGCUCCUCUUCGCCGAGCAGGGCAACAAGACCGAUAAUCCUUCCUCUUACCUUCUCAUCAACCUCCUGCUCGUCGACCUGCGUGCCACGCUCCCCACCCUCCUCGAGCAGCUCAACAACCCCUCCUACGCCGAGACCUCGCGGCGCCUCGCCUCCGCCUUCAACGUGGUCUCCCACUUCAUCGGCUACCUCGUCCGCUCCAUGGACGACAACGCCGCCGGCAAUCUGCCCUGGGUCAUCUCCCCGGACCUCCUCCUCAAACUCCGCAAGGCCAUCUCGGAAACAAUGUCCCUCACAACCGAGUACCUCCGCGACCGAUGGGACGCCUCCGUCGCCGGCGCCAUGGGCCUGCAUCCGGACGCCCGCGUCGGCGCCGCCAACACCGCCGCCGGCUCCCACUUCACCCUCGCCUGGGACUCCAAGAGCGACAGCGCCGCCUCCGCCGACGACCCGCUCAUCCUUGCCGCCGUCCGCGCGCUGGCCAUCUGGCUGCGCGAGGACGACAACGACUUCCUGCGGAAGGAGGCCGCCGGCCUGGCCGACAUGCUGAUCGACCUGUAUCGCAGCAGCAGCAGCAGCAGCAGCAGCAGCAGCCAAGGCAGGCUCGACUUCCGCCGGCCAGUGCUCGUCGCCUUCGAGGGCAUCAUCGUCGAGAAGAAAGGCCGCGCCGCGUUCCUCGACAACGGCGGGUGGCAGGCCCUGGCCGACGACCUCGUGGCUGUCCUGGAGGCCAGCUCCGCGGCGAGCGACGAGAACGAAGCCGCGCGCGGCAUCGAGGUCGUGCGCGUGCUGCUGCAGAUCGCCGAGUCGGAGCGGCCCGGCCCGCGGGAGGCCUGGAUGGACCUCGUCACCCGGGUCGCCGCGUGGUACGCGCCCGAGGCCAAGCAGCCGGCUGUCGUGGAGGAGUGCCAGGUCGCGGCUCUGCAGCUGGUCACGGCGCUGCUGGCGAACACGCACCCGGGGAUGCAAAAGCGCUAUGUGCAUUCGACUAGCGCCGUGCUGGGGAUUGCGAACCAGCUGAAGGGGAAGAUCUCGGGGGAUCCGGCGUUGGAAGAGGCGCUGGAGGAUGUGCUGGGAACGCUGGCUGCGCUGAGGUGAGGCUGGGAUGUUGGUGAACGAUUCUCUCUACGUCCUAGAGACCUGGGAAAACGCAGAAUCUGCCUGUAUAAGAGGGGGGAGCCCCAGUUCAAAAAGGGGGAUGGAUUCAA
This is a messenger RNA of Thermothielavioides terrestris NRRL 8126, 2288 nucleotides long. RefSeq lists its product as uncharacterized. The record is from RefSeq and is a predicted model, not a curated record. The coding region runs from base 226 to 2178 and encodes 650 amino acids. NCBI's taxonomy places the organism in Eukaryota, Fungi, Ascomycota, Sordariomycetes, Sordariales, Chaetomiaceae. The transcript has 3 exons.